CGGUGCGCGCCGCCGCCCCGCCCGCCGGGCCAUGGACUCGGACGCCAGCCUGGUUUCCAGCCGCCCGUCCUCCCCGGAGCCCGAUGACCUCUUCCUCACGGCCAGGAAUAAAGGCAGCGGCGGGGGCUUCACGGGCGGCACCGUGUCCAGCUCCACGCAGAGCGACUCCCCGCCGGAGCUGAGCGCCGAGCUGCGCAGCGCCAUGAGCGCUGCGGGGGUGGUGGUGGUGGACAAGCUGGGCUUCAAGUCCUCGUCGUCGUCCUCCUCCUCGUCCUCCUCUUCCUCCUCCAAGAAGGACAAGAAGCAGAUGACGGAGCCGGAGCUGCAGCAGCUGCGGCUGAAGAUCAACAGCCGGGAGCGCAAGAGGAUGCACGACCUGAACAUCGCCAUGGACGGGCUGCGGGAGGUGAUGCCCUACGCGCACGGCCCGUCGGUGCGCAAGCUCUCCAAGAUCGCCACGCUGCUCCUGGCGCGCAACUACAUCCUCAUGCUCACCAACUCCCUGGAGGAGAUGAAGCGCCUGGUCAGCGAGAUCUACGGCGGCCACCACGCCGGUUUCCACCCCGCCGCCUGUCCCGGCGGCAUGGGCGCGCACUCGGCUCCGCUGCCCGGCCACCCGGCUCACCCGGCCUCGCACCCCGUGCACCACCCGAUCCUGCCCCCCGCCGCCGUCUCCAGCGCCUCCCUGCCCGGCUCCGGCCUCUCUGCCGUCAGCUCCAUCCGGCCCCCGCACGGGCUCCUCAAGUCGCCCUCGGCCGCCGCCGCCGCCGCCCCGCUGGGCAGCGGCUUCCAGCACUGGGGGGGGAUGCCGUGCCCCUGCAGCAUGUGCCAGGUGUCGGCCCCGCCGCACCACCACGUCUCGGGCAUGGGCACGGCCAGCCUGCCCAGAUUAGCCACCGACACCAAAUGAGCCCCUCGGCGGGGCGGCCCCGCCGCGCUCCCGGCGCCUCCAGGACCUACAAACGCUCCCCCCCGGCGGCAGCGGCACCCCCCCGAGGGGC
Messenger RNA from Pseudopodoces humilis (Tibetan ground-tit), 1001 nucleotides. RefSeq names its product oligodendrocyte transcription factor 2. Gene Ontology annotation, biological process: positive regulation of transcription by RNA polymerase II; myelination; sensory organ development. Gene Ontology annotation, cellular component: nucleus. NCBI's taxonomy places the organism in Eukaryota, Metazoa, Chordata, Aves, Passeriformes, Paridae. The record is from RefSeq and is a predicted model, not a curated record. Gene Ontology annotation, molecular function: protein dimerization activity; E-box binding; DNA-binding transcription factor activity, RNA polymerase II-specific.